Messenger RNA from Cercopithifilaria johnstoni, 375 nucleotides. NCBI's taxonomy places the organism in Eukaryota, Metazoa, Nematoda, Chromadorea, Rhabditida, Onchocercidae. The record is from the annotation of a GenBank genome assembly.
AUGUACCGGGUAGAUCUGAUGCAAAAAGGUAUCUGCUCUUUGUUUAUGACCAAAGUUGUGCGGAACAUCGCAGGUUGGACUUCUUGUCCUGAAUGUCAUCAGCCAUCAGAAAUGGCGGAUAUUGUGUCACUACUUCAUUUCGAUGACACUUCGGGUAAUACUUCAGACACUGCGAAAAAGUUGGCGAAUUAUCGUGACAUUCUACGAAAGCUGCACAAAGCUUAUUUGGAUAAUUUGGCCUUGGAGAAGAAGGAACUUGAGUCUGCCGUUGAGAAGCUGAAUUUGAAAAAAGAAAAUUAUGAGCUGAAGAAAAAAUACUUGGAAUUAACGCGAGAGAAUAAAGCUUUGAAGGACUUAUUGAUGAUGAAGCCAUGA